Molecule: messenger RNA, 1128 nt
Organism: Aspergillus fijiensis CBS 313.89
Lineage: Eukaryota; Fungi; Ascomycota; Eurotiomycetes; Eurotiales; Aspergillaceae
Exons: 4
Coding region: 1-1128 (375 amino acids)
Source: RefSeq, a predicted model, not a curated record
AUGGUGGAUAGCGGGUACUUCCUCAUGGCGCGGUUCAUGACCCUCGUAUAUAGCGAUGCGCUGAGGGUGAUGGCAUGGAUACUACGCCAGAAGCUUCCACCCACGCCUCACGCACUCUACGCGACCAUCGUCUUCCACACCUGCGAGACAACGCAAACGGGCGAAGCUUCUCUGCGCAAUUGCUUGACGCAUGUACGGGGCGUUACGGCGAUUCUCGAUCAUGGGUCCUUCAGGGACCAUCUCGUUCGAGAUCUGAUCGGAACAAUGCUUAUUCGACAGAAGUUAGCCGCAGUAAGCCCAAAGGGGCAGAAUCCACCGCUGUCUUCGAUUUCAUCUGGGCUAACAGCAGGUGCGGCUUUCUGCAUCACGACCUGCCCGUCCAAGGCCACCGACGGGGAUCGGGAGUGCCUGACUCGCGACAGAACCGCAAGGCCCCUCGACGCGAUUCUCGCUUUGCUUGCUGAAAACGUGCGGCUGCAACAAAGGCUGGACGUAAUCUCCCGCCAGCCUCGUCCCGAGUGUAGGGAAGCAGCCGCCCACUGUCUCGACCUGAGACGCGACCUCCUGUACCCUGGGACUCCAGCGUGGCUGCGACCUGCCAAUCCACAGCCACUACCUUUCCCGGAAGAUGGCCUCGCUCACCCACCACCGUACGAAUUCGCCAAUCUAGCCACGGCCAAAACUGUUCUGCUCUUCUGGAUCGUGGCAUUGACGUUAUCCGCAGACUCAUUCUCCCACACCAGGACGCUGUGCCGGGAAGUUACCCAAUCGACGCUCGGUGCCGUCUCAUCGACACUACUAUGCGUAUCGGCCCGCGAAAUCCGCCGCACGGUGGCGUAUCUCCUGCAGCCCAGGAACUUGAUGUCCUCCGCGCAUUGCCUUCUGUUCGCAGUGUCCGUGGUGUCGAAGUGCUACCUGGACGGUCGCGUCGAGGCGGGCUUUGCGUGGUGCCAGGACAUCUACCGGAUUCUUCAGUCGCGGGGGUGGAGGAUGGCCGGGCGGCUUGGUGACGCGGACCGGAGACUGUGGGCAUGCAUUCAGGUGCCCACGGCGGAGGAUAUGGAGUUCGGUCCCCCUAUCCGUCCUGUAGUCGUAUCGAGUUUUGGAUCUACAAUCCCCAGCAUCUGA